UUCUUUUUCCGGGACAAGAUGGCGCCGUCCACGCCGCUCCUGACAGUCCGAGGAUCAGAAGGACUGUACAUGGUAAAUGGACCACCACAUUUUACAGAAAGCACUUUGUUUUCAAGGGAAUCUGGGAAAAAUUGCAAAGUCUAUACCUUUAGUAAGGAUGGCACCUUGUUUGCCUGGGGCAACGGAGAAAAAAUAAAUGUUAUCAAUGUCACUAACAAGGGAUUGCUGCACUCCUUCGACCUCCCAAAGGCAGUUUGCCUUGAGUUUUCACCAAAAAACACUGUCCUGGCAACGUGGCAGCCUUAUACUACUUCUAAAGAUGGCACAGCUGGAAUACCCAACCUGCAACUUUAUGAUGUGAAAACUGGUACAUGUUUGAAGUCUUUCAUCCAGAAAAAAAUGCAAAAUUGGUGUCCAUCUUGGUCAGAAGAUGAAACUAUCUGUGCCCGAAAUGUUAACAACGAAGUUCACUUCUUUGAAAACAACAAUUUUAACACAAUUGCAAAUAAAUUGCAUUUGCAAAAAAUUAAUGAUUUUGUGUUAUCACCUGGACCCCAACCAUACAAGGUGGCUGUCUAUGUUCCAGGAAGUAAGGGUGCACCUUCAUUUGUUAGAUUGUAUCAGUACCCCAAUUUUGAUGGACCUCAUGCAGCUUUAGCUAAUAAAAGUUUCUUUAAAGCUGAUAAGGUUACAAUGCUAUGGAAUAAAAAAGCUACUGCUGUGUUAGUAAUAGCUAGCACAGAUGUCGACAAGACAGGAGCAUCCUACUAUGGAGAACAAACACUGCACUACAUUGCAGCAAAUGGAGAAAGUGCUGUUGUGCAAUUGCCAAAAAAUGGUCCCAUUUAUGAUGUCGUUUGGAAUUCUAGUUCUACUGAGUUUUGUGCUGUUUAUGGUUUUAUGCCUGCCAAAGCGACGAUUUUCAACUUGAAAUGUGAUCCUGUGUUUGACUUUGGAACUGGUCCUCGUAAUGCAGCCUACUAUAGCCCACAUGGACAUAUAUUAGUACUAGCUGGAUUUGGAAAUCUGAGGGGACAAAUGGAAGUGUGGGAUGUUAAAAACUACAAACUUAUUUCUAAACCAGUGGCCUCUGAUUCUACCUAUUUUGCUUGGUGCCCUGACGGUGAGCAUAUUUUAACAGCCACGUGUGCUCCCAGGUUACGUGUUAAUAAUGGGUACAAGAUUUGGCAUUAUACUGGCUCUGUCUUACACAAGUAUGAUGUGCCGUCAAAUGGAGAAUUAUGGCAGGUUUCUUGGCAGCCAUUUUUAGAUGGAAUAUUUCCAGUAAAAACAAUAACUUACCAAGCGGUUCCAAGUGAUGUACCCAGUGAAGAACCUAAAGUUGCAACAGCUUAUAGACCCCCAGCUUUAAGAAAUAAGCCAAUCACCAAUUCCAAACUGCAUGAGGAGGAACCACCUCAGAAUAUGAAACCACAAGCAGGAAAUGAUAAGCCAUUAUCAAAAACAGCCCUUAAAAAUCAAAGGAAGCAUGAGGCUAAGAAAGCUGCAAAACAGGAAGCAAGAAAUGAGAAGAGUCCAGAUUUGGCACCUACUCCUGCCCCACAGAGCACACCACGAAAUACUAUCUCGCAGUCAACCUCUGGAGACCCUGAAAUAGACAAAAAAAUCAAGAACCUAAAGAAGAAACUGAAAGCAAUCGAACAACUGAAAGAACAAGCAGCAGCUGGAAAACAGCUCGAAAAAAAUCAGUUGGAGAAAAUUCAAAAAGAGAAAGCCCUUCUCCAGGAGCUGGAAGAUUUGGAAUUGGGUAUUUAAAGAUUCACAGAGAGCAAGUUGUUACCAGAAAUCAGUGCAAACACAUUUUCUGUUAAACCCAUUGGUGGACAUGAAAUAUCCAUGUGCCCACAUUUAAUUUUCAUCUAUAAUUUUAACCAUUUAUCCAAGAUUCUGCAUAUGUGUGAAGUUACUUAAUAAUGUCUGUUAAAUUGAUUUUUACAUCCUGCAUCCUAUACCAUGUCAACACAUGAUAAAGAAAAGAAACACAUGAACUUUUUAGUAAGUUUGACAGAUUGAAAGACAGUGUCAUUGGUUUUUUUAUUAGGAGACAGUAUUUACCAUACAUGUGAAUAAAAACAUUUAAAUUUAAUCAUUGUUCGCUUUGUUAUAAGUUCCUAAGUUAACAUGUCCUUUAUUAAUUAAUCAGACAAGCUUGGGAAAUUUUUCCUUUGAAUAUAUAAUACGGCUUUUUUUUUUAUCCUAAAGAAUUAUUAUAUUGUCCAAAUUUUAAAGAAAAGCCUUAAAAAUCUGAAUGUACUAAAUUGAUUAUAUUUUUUGUAGUAUUUGAAAUAGUUUUUCUGCUUAGUUCUAAAGUAAAUAUACUUUAAAAAUAGAAAAUAGUAAAACAUUUUAUUUUGAUAUUUCAAAUAAUCUAGUGAUUUAAGGAUGAAGUAAAUAUUUUCGAAACAUGAACUAUGAUUAUUUUGCUAUAGUUGAGUCUCGAUUAUUUUGAUUGUUUAUUCAUAUGAUGAAAAAAAGUUGUAAUGAUAAUGCAAGACACUCACCUAUGAAAACUAAUUUAUAUAUAGUUUUAGAGUCUGUUAUAAUUUUUUUUUUUAUCAGGUUUACAUUUAAAGUCACUUUAAAAGUUUGAUUAAUUUAAGUAAUCUCUACACCCAGCUUGGGGCUUGAAAUCACAACCCUGAGAUCAAGAGUCACACGCUCUCCUGACUGAGCCAACCAGGCACCCUAACAUUUGAAACUGCUUUUAUUUCAUUUGCAUUAAUACAGGUUUUCAUUUUUCAGAGGUAAUCUUUAAACUGAUAGGUAAAAGAAUACAGAAACAGCUUGAGAGAUAAAAAUAGAUAACUGAGUUUACUGACAUCCCAGAGCUUCUACUAAGAUUUGGUAAUUCAUUACAGUUGAGUGGUGUUUUGACACAGAGGGAUAGUCCAAAAUGGCGGAGGAAUAGGAGACCUUAGUUUCGUCUGGUCCCAGGAAUUCAGCUACAUAGCUAUCAAAUCAUUCUGAAUACCUGCGAACGCAACCAAAGAUCUAAAGGAAUAGCUGCAACUCUACAAAUAGAAAAGUGACCACUUUCUACAAGGUAGAAGGUGCAGAGAAGUGAAUGUGAGGCAAUAAAUGGGAAGAUAAACUGUGAGAGGAGGGAGCCUCUGUCAGCAGUCCCGGAAAGUGAUAUAGCAGAGUGCAAAAUCAGAACUUUUUAAAAGUCUGCUCCAGGGGCACCUGGGUGGCACAGUUGGUUAAGUGUCUGCCCUCGGCUCAGGUCAUGAUCCAGGGUCCUGGGAUCAAGCCCCACAUUGGGCUCUCUGCUCAGUUGGGAGUCUGCUUCUCCUUCUGCCCGUCGUGUCAGCCCCCCAACCCCCAGCUCGUGCUCUCUCUCUCUUUCUCUGUCAAAUAAAUAAAAUAAAAAGUCUGCUCUGGAGAGGAACGUCCCUGCCUGAAAGGUGCUCAGGUGGGGCGGAAUCCUAGGUGGGACAUUGUGGUCUCAGGAUCCUUGGGGUCACAGGAAGAGGGGGGUUGCCUGCGUGUGGCAAAGUUCCCAGGCAUUGGAGCAGGGAAGCUGGCUGCAACCAGCAAUCCCAGGAGUGGGUUCUCAGCUCAGGGUUGCCAUAAACCAGGAACUUUGGCACAGUUGGGUGACCACUCUCCAAGCAGGGGCCCAGCAAGCCGCAGAACCGUGGCAAAACCAUCGCUCUUCCUCCCCUGGGAGGAGUUGCGUGGGUGCACACCAAAGGAGCCUACAGGGUUUGGAACAUGGUCACGUGCCUGAGAUAGAAACUCUUGGACACAGGCUGGGUGAGCACACUGUGGAUGGAGACCAGGGAGAAGUUUUUCUUUAGAAUUUUGGGAUCUAGUUUUCUAACAGACCAAAAUACACACAGGAUCCAGUCUAUUGCUCUCUUCUGUUCACCUGUCUGAUUAUAUUCCACCCCCCCCCCGGUUUCAGGUCCCUUCUGAUUUGUUUAGUGUAUAUUUCUCUGGGGUCGUUGUUGUUUUGUUCUCUUGUUCAUCUAUUCUUCUCUGGACAGAAUGACAAGAUGGAAAACCUCACCUCAAAAAAGAGAACAAGAGACAGUAUGGGACCUAAUCAGUAUGGAUAUAAGUAAGAUGUCAGAACUAGAGUUCAGAAUAACAAUUUUAAAGAUACUAGCUGGGCUUGAAAAAAGCAUAGAAGACACGAGAAUCCCUUUCUGGAGAAAUGAACUAAAAUCUAAUCAAGUUGAAAUAAAGGCUAUUAAUGAGAUGCAAUAAAAAAUGGAGGCUCUAACUGCUAGGAUAAAUGAGGCAGAAGAGAGAAUUAGUGAUAUAGAAGACAAAAUGAUGGAGAAUAAAGCUGAGAAAAAGAUAACAACUGGACCACAGAGGAGAAUUCGAGAGAUAAGUGAUCCAUAAAGUGAAACAGUGUUAGAAUAAUUGAGAUCCCAGAAGAAGAGGAAAGGGUGGGUGGGCAGAAGGUAUACCAGAGUGAAUUAUAGCAGAGAAUUAACCUAAUCUGGGGAAGGAAACAGGCAUCCAAGUCCAGAGAAUCCCUCUCAAAAUCAAUAAAAAUAGAUCACACCCCGACAUAUAAUAGUGAAACUUGGAAAUCUCAGAGACAGAAAAUCCUGAAAGCAGCUCAGGACAAGGAGUCUGUAACCUACAAGAAUAAAAACAUUAGACUGGCAGCAGACUUAUCCACAGAAACCUGGCAGGCCAGAAAGGACUGGCAUGAUACAUUCAGGGUGCUAAAUCAGAAAAAUAUGCAGCCAAGAGUACUUUAUCCAACUAGGAUGUCAUUCAAAAUAGAAGGAGAGAGAAAGCUUCCAGCACAAACAGAAACUAAAAGAAUUAGAUCACCAAACCAGCCGUGUAAGAAAUAUUAAAAGGGAUCCUUUAAGUGAAGAGAGAACCCAAAAGUAACAGAUCAGAAGGGAACAGAGACAGUAUACAGAAAUAGUCACUUUACAGGUAAUAAUAUGGCACUAAUUCAUAUCUUUCAAUAGUUACUCUGCAUGUAAAUGGGCUAAAUGCCCCUAAUGAAAAGACACAGGGUAUCAGAUUGGAUAAAAAAGCAAGACCCAUCAAUAUGAUGUCUGCAAGAGACUCAGACCCAAAGACACCUCCAGAUUUAAAGUGAGGGGGUGGAAAACCAUGUCAUGCUAAUGGACAUCAAAAGAAAGCUGGGGUAGCCAUCCUUAUAUCAGACAAAUUAGAUUUUAAACCAAAAACUGUAAUAAAAUAUAAGAAAGGACAGUAUAUCAAAAUUAAAGGGUCUAUCCAACAAGAAGAUCUAACAAUUGUAAAUAUGCCCCUAACAUGGGAGCAGCCAAUUAUAUAAACCAAUUAGUAACAAAAUUAAAGAAACACAUUGAUAAUAAUACAAAAAUAACAGGGGACUUUAACACCCCACUCACUGCAAUGGACAAAUCAUCUAAACAGAAGAUCAACAAGGAAACAAGGGCUUUGAAUGACACACUGGACAAUAUGGGCUUCAAAAUAUAUUCAGAGCAUUCCAACCUAAAGUAACAGAAUACACCUUCUCGAGUGCACAUGGAACAUUCUCCAGAAUAGAUCACAUCCUGGGUCAUAAAUCAGAUCUCAACUGGUACCAAAAGAUUGGGAUCAUUCCCUGCAUAUUUUCAGACCACAAUGCUUUGAAAACUGAACUCAUUCACAAGAGGAAAUUUGGAAAAAAUCAAAUAUAUGGAGGCUAAGGAACAUCUUACUAAAUGAAUGAGUCAACCAGGAAAUUAAAGAUGAAUUUUAAAAAAUUCAUGGAAACAAAUGAAAAUGAAAACAUAACUCUUCAAAACCUUUGGGAUGCAGCAAAGUCAGUCCUAAGAGGGAAGUAGUAUAUAGCAAUACAAGCCUUUCUCAAGAAACAAGAAAGGUCUCAAAUACACAAUCUAACCUUACACCUAAAGAAGCUGGAGAAAGAACAAAUAAAGCCAAAACCCAGCAGGAAAAGAGCAUUAAUAAAGAUUAGAGCAGAAAUCAAUGGAAUAGAAACCAAAAGAACAGUAGAACAGAUCAAUGAAACUAGGAGUUAGUUCUUUGAAAGAAUUAAUAAGAUUGAUAAACCCCUGGCCAGACUUAACAAAAAGAAAAGAGAAAGGACCCAAAUAAAAUCAGGAAUAACAGAGGAGAGAUCACAAUUACAAGAACAUAUGAGCAACUGAUAUGCCAACAAAUUAGGCAAUCUGGAAGAAAAGGAUGCAUUCCUAGAGACAUAUAAGCUACCAAAACUGAACCAGGAAGAAAUAGAAAACCUGAACAGACAUAUAACUAGCAAGGAAAUUGAUGCAGUAAUCAAAAAUCUCCCAAAAAACUAGAGUCCAGGCUGGAUGGCUUCCCAGGGGAAUUCUACCAAACAUUUAAAGAAGAAUUAAUACCUAUUCUUAUGAAACUGUUUCAAAAAAUAGAAAUGGAAGGAAAACUUCCAAACUCUUUCUAUGAGGCCAGCAUUACCUUGAUCCCAAAACCAAAGACCUGACCAAAAAAGAAUUACAGACUAACAUCCCUGAUAAACAUGGAUACAAAAAUUCUCACCAAGAUACUAGCCAAUAGGAUCCAACAAUACAUUAAAAGGAUUAUUCACCACAACCAAGUGGGAUUUAUUCCUGGGCUGCAAGGGUGGUUCAACAUCUGCAAAUCAAUCAAUGUGGUACACUACAUUAAUAAGGGACAAGAACCAUAUAAUCCUCUCAAUAGAUGCAGAAAAAGCAUUUGACAAAGUAUGGCAUCCUUUCUUGAUUAAAACUCUUCUCAGUAUAGGGAUAGAGGGAACAUGCCUCAAUAUCAUAAAAACCAUACACAAAAAGCCCACAGUGAAUAUCAUUCUCAAUGGGGAAAAACAGAGCUUUUCCUCAAGGUCAGGAACAUGGCAGGGAUGUCCACUAUCACCACUGUUGUUCAACAUAGUACUAGAAGUCCUAGCCUCAGCAAUCAGACAACAAAAAGAAAUAAAAGGCAUCCAAAUUGGCAAAGAAGUCAAACUCUCACUCUUCUCAGAUCACAUGAUACUCUAUGUGGAAAACCCAAAAGACUCCACCCCAAAACUGCUAGAACUCACAGGAAUUCAGUAAAGUGGCAGUAUAUAAAAUCAAUGCACAGAAAUCAGUUGCGUUUAUAUACACCAACAACAAGACAGAAGAAAGACAAAUUAAGGAGUUGAUCCCAUUUACAAUUGCACCCAAAACCAUAAGAUACCUAGGAAUAAAUCUAACCAAAGAGGCAAAGAAUCUGUACUCAGAAAACUAUAGAACACUCAUGAAAGAAUUUGAGGAAGACACAAAGAAAUGGAAAAACGUCCCAUGCUCGUGGAUGUGCAGAACAAAUAUUGUUUAAAUAUCUAUGCUACCCGAAGCAAUCUACACAUUCAAAUGCAAUCCUUAUCAAAAUACUAUCAACUUUUUUCACAGAGCUGGAACAAAUAAUCCUAAAAUUGAUAUGGAACCAGAAAAGACCCCAAAUAGCCAAAGGAAUGUUGAAAAAGAAAACCAAAGCCGGUGGCAUCACAAUUCCGGACUUCAAGCUCUAUGACAAAGCUGUAAUCAUCAAGGCAGUAUGGUACUGGCACAAAAACAGACACAUAGAUCAAUGGAACAGAAUAGAGAGCCCAGAAAUGGACCCUCAACCUGUGGUCAACCAAUCUUCGACAAAGCAGGAAAGAAUAUCCAAUGGAAAAAAGACAGUCUCUUCUACAAAUGCUGUUGGGAAAAUUGGACAGCCACAUGCAGAAGAAUGAAACUGGACCAUUUCCAUACACCAUACAUAAAAAUAGACUCAAAAUGGAUGAAAGACCUAAAUGUGAAAUAGGAAUCCAUUAAAUCCUAGAGAACACAGGCAGCAACCUCUGUGACCUUGGUUGCAGUAACUUCUUGCUAGACACAUCCCCAAAGGCAAGGGAAACAAAGGCAAAAAUGAACUAUCGGGACUUCAUCAGGAUAAAAAGCUUUUGCACAGCAAAGGAAACAGUCGACAAAGCUGAAAGACAACCAAUAGAAUGGGAAAAGAUAUAUGCAAGUGCCUUAUCAGAUAAAGGGUUAAUAUCCAAAAUCUAUAAAGAACUUAUCAAACCCAACACCCAAAGAAUAAUCCAAUCAAGAAAUGGGCAGAAGACAUGAACAGACAUUUCUCCAAAGAAGACAUGCCACUAGCCAACAGACACAUGAAAAAGUGCUCAACAUUACUUGGCAUCAGGGAAAUACAAAUCAAAACCACAAUGAGAUACCACCUCACACCAGUCAGAAUGGCUAAAAUUAACAAGUCAGGAAAGGACAGAUGUUGGUGAGGAUGUGGAGAAAGGGGAGCCCUCCUACACUGUUGGUGGGAAUGCAAGCUGGUGCAGCCACUCUGGAAAACAGUAUGGAGGUUCCUCAAAAAGUUGAAAAUAGAGCUGCCUAUGACCCAGCAAUUGCACGACUAGGGAUUUACCCCAAAGAUAUAAACGUGAUCCAAAGGGGCACCUACACCCCAGUGUUUGUAGCAGCAGUGUCCACAAUAGCCAAACUAUGGAAAGAGCCCAGACGUCCACUGACAGAUGAAUGGAUAAAAAUGUGGUAUAUAUAUACACACAAUGGAAUACUACUGAGACAUUAAAAAAAAAAAAAAGAAAUCUUGCCACUUGUAACUACAUGGAUGGAACUAGAGGGUAUUAUGCUAAGCAAAAUGAGUCGAUCAGAGAAAGACUAUUAUCUUAUGAUCUCAUAUGUGGAAUUUAAGAAACAAAACGGAAUCAUAGGGGACGAGAGAAAAAAAGAAAAGGCAAAAUCAGAGAGGGAGACAAACCAUAAGAGACUCUUAAUCAUAGGAAACAUACUGAGGAUUGCAGGAGGGGAGGGAGUUGGGGAUGGGGUAACUGGGUGAUGGACAUUAAGGAGGACAUGUGAUGUAAGGAGCACUCGGUAUUAUAUAGGACUGAUGAGUCACUGACCUCUACCUCUGGAACUAAUAAUACAUUAUAUGUUAACUAAUUGAAUUUAAAUUAAAAAAAUAAAUUUAAAAAAACAAUUGUAUUUUAAAUGUUUUGUGUGUAGAGGGUCGGGGUGGGUGGAAGUGUGUGUGUGUGUGCUUGCACAUAUAUAAUUGCUUUCAACAUUAAUUUAUUUCUGAUAAUAGAAACUUAAACAGAUAGAUUACUUUUACAAUGUAUUACCUUAAAAAUUGUUUUUCUGGGGCACCUGGAUGACUCAGUUGGUUAAGCAUCUGCCUUCAGCUCAGGUCGUGAUCCCAGAGUCCUGGGAUCGAGCCUGGCAUCGGGCUCCCUGCUCAGCGGGGAGUCUGCUUCUCCCUCUGUCUCUCCCCCUGACUUGUGCUCUCUCACUCUUUCUCUCAAAUAAAUAAAUAAAAUCUUUUUAAAAAAUUGUUUUUUUAAUAAAAUAUUAAAUAAUGCGUCCUAAGAUAAUGUAAUGUUUUUUGGCCUGGCAGCCUAACAAUUUUUUAAAAAUUAAUUACUCAUUUAUAGCAGAAUUUACAGUAAACAUUAAUUAUCUUCAAAAUGUUUAUCUCAAAGAUAGUAUCAUUGACUUUUGUUUUAGUCAGAUGCAUUUAAAUUGUUCCAGGCUAACUGUUCCUACCAAAAUUCUUAGGCUCAUAUUUUCAGAAUUGUCUUUAUUUCUGUAAUCAUUUAAUCCAUUCAACUCUUAAAAAAAAAUGUUUCAUUUCUGAGCACAUGUCAAUAUAAAAAUCACUGAUGUAUUCUUUUUUUUUUUUAAAGAUUUUAUUUAUUUAUUCAUGAGAGACAGAGAGAGAGAGAGAGAAGCAGGCUCCCAAGGAGCAGGGAGCCCGAUGCGGGACUCGAUCCCAGGACCUUGGGAUCAUGACCUCAGCCGAAGGCAGACGCUUAACCAUCUGAGCCACCCAGGCGCCCCACUGAUGUAUUCUUUUUUUUUUUUUUUUAAAGAUUUUAUUUAUUUAUUCAUGAGAGACAGAGAGAAACAGAGGGAGAAGCAGGCUCCCAAGGAGCGGGAAGCCCGAUGCGGGACUCGAUCCCAGGACCCUGGGAUCAUGACCUGAGCCGAAGGCAGACGCUUAACCAUCUGAGCCACCCAGGCGCCCCCCACUGAUGUAUUCUUUGACUACAUAUUUUGUUUGAUUUUUAUUUUAAACAUUAUCCUCUGAGAGUAAGGUGAUAGAAGAAAGAGGGUAAGGUGAUGAAGGUAUGCUUGAGGAUGAAAUUUUAAAUACAUUGCUGUAUUCAUUAUAAAGGAAAAUCUAUAAAUCCUGGAUUUUCAUAAAAAUCUCCCUUGCUCAAUUAUCCCAAAAAUGUUUUUGGUAUUUACCAUAAGCAUCUCUGAAGGGCAUUAUAGUCUUGAGGAGAGGCACUUCAGUGGACACAAAGGCUCUCCUUUCAUGAGUUAGGCAAGUUUCCCAGUGAGGGAAGAGAAAAAGACCAAAACCCAAUUCUAUCAUUUGAAAAAAAGGAAUUGUUUUCUUGGAAAAGAAAUAGAGAUCAUUUGUGUCAAAAAAUGCUAUGUAUGUUGCCAAAAAUAUAAAAUACUGAAUAUUUUCAAUUAACACUAUAGUUUCUAUGGGUACAUUUUUUAAAAAGAUUUUAUUUAUUUAUUUAUUUAUUUAAUUGACAGAGAGAGAAACACACACAGCGAGAGAGGGAACAGAAGCAGGGGGGAGUGGGAGAGGGAGAAGCAGGCUUCCAGCCGAGCAGGGAGCCUGAUGCAGGGCUUGAUCCCAGGACCCCGGGAUCAUGACCUGAGCCAAAGGCAGUCACUUAACCAACUGACCCAGGCGCCCCUCUAUGGGUACAUUUAAGUAUGCAAACUUAAUAGAAAAAGUUUGGUGAGGGUAUAUACUAAAUGGAUGACAUUGACUAAGGUGGAGGGUGGUCAAAAGGAAUGUUAGCCUUAUUUGUUAUGUUUAAUUUUUUAUAUAAGGAAGAUUAUAGUUUUAUAAAGUUUAAAAAUCAUAAUCAACUGAGACUAGACUUCAGAAUAAGAAAUUGUCUUCUUGCAGUUCAAUAUAUGACUACCAUAUGCCUUUCAUUUCUAAGAUAAGGACUCAGUGUUAUGGAGAUCGGGUGGAAUUCAUUUACUCUUCAGAGUAUAUCUCCUGAUGUUUGAGGUAGCAUGAAAGGGAAGUAAAUGUCUGCAAAAAUAUGUGAUGUUUAUAACAGUGAAAAUUUUUAAUAGUAGGAUGGAAUACCGUGCAGCCUUAAAAAAAAAUGAUGCUGUAGACCAUGGCUUAGCAGCGACAGCCCUUGGGCUGAAUCCUGUGCAGCACAGUGGAGUUUUUGCAUUUUUUUAAAAAAGAUUUUACUUAUUUAUUUGUCAGAGAAAGAACACAAGCAGGGGCAGAGGGAGAGGGAGAAGCAGGCUCCCCGCUGAGCAGGGAGCCCAAUGCGGGACUCGAUCCCAGGACCCCGGGAUCAUGACCUGAGUCGAAGGCAGACGCUUAACCAACUGAGCCACCCAGGGGGCCCUAGUUUUUGCAUUUUUUUUUUAAAGAUUUUAUUUAUUUAUUUGGGACAGAGAAUCAGAGAGACAUGAGAGGGGGGAGGGUCAGAGGGAGAAGCAGGCUCCCUGCCGAGCAGGGAGCCCGAUGUGGGACUCGAUCCCAGGACUCCAGGAUCAUGACCUGAGCCGAAGGCAGUCACUUAACCAACUGAGCCACCCAGGCGCCCCUAGUUUUUGCAUUUUUAAAUGUUUGAGAAAUCAAAAGAUGAUUUGGUGACACAUGAAAAUUAUAUGAAAUUCAGCUUUCUGUGUCUUUAAAGUUUUAUUGGAAUACAGCCAUACCUGCUUUCAUGCUACAGCUGCAGUUGAGUAGUUGCAAAAGACUAUGUAGCUUGAAAAGUCUAAAACAUUUCUUCUCUGGCCCUUUACAGAAAAGGUUUGCCAAAAAAGAAAAAUGAAAAAGUUUGCUAACUUCCACUCUACAAGAAUACAAAAUAACAUGAAAAUAAUCAUAAUACAGUAUAUAGUUAUUUUGCUUCUUAUAUUCUCCACUAUAUAAAUGCCCAGAAGUGGAAUUGCUGGUCAUAUCAUAUUUAAAAAUUUAAAUGUUCCUGGGGCACCUGGGUGGCUCAGUCGUUAAGCAUCUGCCUUCGGCUCAGGUCAUGAUCCCAGAAUCCUGGGAUCAAGCCCUGUGUCAAGCUCCCUACUCAUCGGGGAGUCUGCUUCUCCUCUCUCUCUCUCUCUCUCUUCCCCCCUCACUCUCGCGCUCUCUCAAAUAAAUAAAAUCUUUUUAAAAAAUUUAAAUGUUCCCUUUAUUGUGUUUUCCUUCAUCAACCUCACCAUUUGGGGUUUUUAAUCAAUUUGUUUUGAUAUUGGGUACUGCUAUCACUCUGAGACCAUUGUGUUUACUUAAUGGAAGUAUGAUCGAGUUACUUGAGUGAAUCUCAUGAAUGACUGCAAAUUGGCAUCUUAACACCUAAACUUUUAUUUUUUAAGAAAUAAGGCAAUGGGCCAGAUUGAUUUUGAUAAGGAUUGAACCAUUUAAACCUUUAUUGUUCAAAAGAUUAAUGAGCCACCAACCUGCUUCAGAUAAACUAUUACAUUCCUUUUUUGAACUAAAUACUUCCAGAAUUUAUACCCCUUGGCAAGUAAAAGUUACUGUGCUUAAAUUCCAAAAGAAAUUUCAUAUCAGAAAGUCUGUGAAAUGUGAAAAAGUAGGCUGUUGAGUUUUCCAAAAGUAAAUCGUAAGGUAAACAUUUUAAUCUUGGCUCCUUAGCUGUUUCCCUAAAAACACAAUCCAUUGACAGCCACAGUCAGCUGAGACUGUGUGUAACCCCUCCAUCACAUGAGGGCUCAGCCACAGGCCCCCGCAAUGUUACCCAUCUACAGGGACCACUCAGGGGCAACUGGAGUUGGUGAGGUUAGGUGUCAGGCAUGGAAACGCUGCUGCAGUUGUGGGGACGUGUUUACAGUGAAGGCUUAUUAAUGGAACCUCUCUGGGGCUUGACCAGCUCCUAUCUUUACUUCACCUUUUUCUUGGUAUGUUGUGGAGAUGAUACGUGAGCCAACUAGGAUGAUUCCAUCUACUUUCUGUCUUCUAGAGUUCUUACAUCUUCUAGACCACUGCCUUCAUGCCAGUGUUACCAUCGAUGUACUACCACUUUCCUGGCAUUUUUCUGAGAUCCUUAGACAAGAGAGAGCCAAAUGCAUGUGCUUAUUUUGCUGUCUUAAAUUAGGAGUCAGAAAAGUGCACUUCGAAAAGUGUUUAUAAUAUAUACAAUCAUAUUUUAAGUGAAUUUGAAAAUUAAAAGCCUUUUGUUUUGCCUAAACAAUUCCUGAUAGGGCCACUAGAGGGUUCCAAAAAUCAGAGCAUUGUAGAUGAAAAUUAACAGAUUUUACAACAUAAUCCGGAAAAUACGUUCACUCACUUAAAAGUUGCCAGUCUAAUAGGCUGGUUUGUUGUUCUUUCUUUUUUUCAUUGCCAGGUUCCUUGAAUUAACCCUCUUUAGCCCCUUGCCAUCAGACUUAUUUUUACCUUUCUCCUGAUUCUGUCAGUUAUCUAUUGGCUGCAAAUGAAUCAUGUCCCAAGAGUUUAUUUGUAGGUCAAAUGUUUACAAAAUAGAAUGUGUUUUCCCAGAGAGGUAAUAAUGUAACUAAUUAUUGGUGCUGAGGUGAGCCCAUGAAGAAUUAAAUGGAAGAACUGUGUAUACAUUUUAUUUUAAGAUUUUAUUUAUUUGUUUGAGAGAGAGAGAGAAUAAGCUGGGGGGAGGAGCAGAGGGAGAGGCAGAAGCAGACUCCCUGCUGAGCAGGGAGCCCAAUGUGGAACUCAAUCCCAGGACCCUGAGAUCAUGACCUGAGCUGAAGGCAGAUACUUAACUGACUGAGCCACCUAGGCACCCUACAUUUUUUUUUAA
Molecule: messenger RNA, 13786 nt
Organism: Mirounga angustirostris (Northern elephant seal)
Lineage: Eukaryota; Metazoa; Chordata; Mammalia; Carnivora; Phocidae
Gene: EIF2A
Product: eukaryotic translation initiation factor 2A
Exons: 14
Coding region: 19-1776 (585 amino acids)
Biological process (GO): translational initiation
Cellular component (GO): cytosolic small ribosomal subunit
Molecular function (GO): tRNA binding; ribosome binding; mRNA binding
Source: RefSeq, a predicted model, not a curated record